This is a messenger RNA of Condylura cristata (star-nosed mole), 3451 nucleotides long. RefSeq names its product RNA 2',3'-cyclic phosphate and 5'-OH ligase (gene RTCB). Bases 116 to 1633 code for a protein of 505 amino acids. Gene Ontology annotation, molecular function: RNA ligase (ATP) activity. The record is from RefSeq and is a predicted model, not a curated record. Gene Ontology annotation, cellular component: nucleus; tRNA-splicing ligase complex. NCBI's taxonomy places the organism in Eukaryota, Metazoa, Chordata, Mammalia, Eulipotyphla, Talpidae. Gene Ontology annotation, biological process: tRNA splicing, via endonucleolytic cleavage and ligation. The transcript has 12 exons.
GCGGCGCCGCUGCGCCUGCGCAUUGGUCCCGGAAGGAGUGGUGGGCGGCGCGGGGAGGACGUGGUGGCCGCUCAGCUAAGCCGGGCCUGGAGCUUCCGUCACUGUUACCGCAGCCAUGAGCCGCAACUAUAACGAUGAGCUGCAGUUCUUGGAAAAGAUCAAUAAAAACUGCUGGAGAAUCAAGAAGGGCUUCGUCCCUAACAUGCAGGUUGAAGGAGUUUUCUAUGUGAACGAUGCUCUGGAAAAACUAAUGUUUGAGGAGUUAAGGAAUGCUUGUCGAGGUGGUGGUGUUGGUGGCUUCCUGCCAGCCAUGAAACAGAUCGGCAAUGUGGCAGCCCUGCCUGGGAUUGUUCAUCGAUCUAUUGGACUUCCUGAUGUCCAUUCGGGUUAUGGGUUUGCUAUUGGGAAUAUGGCAGCCUUUGAUAUGAAUGACCCUGAAGCGGUGGUGUCCCCAGGUGGGGUAGGAUUUGACAUCAACUGUGGUGUACGCUUGCUGAGAACCAAUUUAGAUGAAAGUGAUGUCCAGCCUGUGAAGGAGCAGCUUGCCCAAGCUAUGUUCGACCACAUCCCUGUUGGCGUGGGGUCCAAGGGUGUCAUCCCAAUGAAUGCCAAGGACUUAGAGGAGGCCUUGGAGAUGGGAGUAGACUGGUCCCUGCGAGAAGGCUAUGCAUGGGCUGAAGACAAGGAGCACUGUGAAGAGUACGGAAGAAUGCUGCAAGCUGACCCCAAUAAGGUGUCUGCGAGAGCCAAAAAAAGAGGCCUUCCUCAGUUGGGAACCCUGGGAGCAGGCAACCACUAUGCAGAAAUCCAGGUUGUGGAUGAGAUUUUCAAUGAGUAUGCUGCUAAGAAGAUGGGCAUCGACCAUAAGGGACAGGUGUGUGUCAUGAUCCACAGUGGAAGCAGAGGAUUGGGCCACCAAGUAGCCACAGAUGCACUGGUUGCUAUGGAAAAGGCUAUGAAGAGAGACAAGAUUAUUGUCAAUGACCGUCAGCUGGCUUGUGCUCGAAUCGCAUCCCCUGAGGGCCAGGACUACCUGAAGGGAAUGGCAGCUGCUGGCAACUAUGCCUGGGUCAACCGCUCUUCCAUGACCUUCUUAACCCGUCAGGCUUUUGCCAAGGUCUUCAACACAACCCCUGACGACUUGGACCUCCAUGUGAUCUACGACGUUUCUCACAAUAUUGCCAAAGUGGAACAGCAUGUGGUGGACGGAAAGGAGCGGACGCUGUUAGUACACCGGAAGGGAUCCACCCGCGCUUUUCCUCCGCACCACCCCCUCAUAGCUGUUGAUUACCAACUCACAGGUCAACCAGUGCUGAUUGGUGGCACCAUGGGAACCUGUAGUUAUGUUCUUACUGGCACUGAACAGGGCAUGACUGAGACUUUUGGAACAACCUGUCAUGGAGCGGGCCGUGCACUGUCCCGAGCAAAAUCUCGACGUAAUUUGGAUUUCCAGGAUGUCUUAGACAAAUUGGCAGAUAUGGGCAUUGCAAUUCGCGUUGCCUCACCCAAGCUGGUUAUGGAAGAGGCUCCUGAGUCCUACAAGAAUGUGACUGAUGUGGUGAACACCUGCCAUGAUGCUGGAAUCAGCAAGAAGGCCAUUAAACUGAGACCGAUUGCUGUUAUCAAAGGCUAGAACCCUGACCCAGGCUGACAUGUGCCCCUGGCCCUCGCUGAAGUGGACUGAACUGAGACACUCUUUAGACAUCAGCCUCUAGAGACUUGACAGGUUCCGUUGCGUGCAGUUAUGGCUGCCUGUUGCAUCAGAAAUGACUGGCAGGAUGUGACUGCUUUCAGGAGCAAGUGUUCUAGAUGACUUGGGGGGAGUCAUAUCACCCCCAAUGAAAGGGCUUUCAUAUUCAUCCUCCCUUACUGUCCCACAGAUUUUCAGCAGAUACUAGGGGGUGGGGAUAAGCCUUACACGGUCAUGUAAGUCUAAUCACUAGAACGAACUUCUUCACACAAGGCUCUGUUACAUUCACCUGGGGGGUGUCACAAAGAAUGUUCUGUUAAAUAAGGCUUGUAUUGUUUUCUUCUCUCCCUCUGUCAGUUUGUCCUUUAUCCACCCACUUCUCCUGCAGUGAGCCAAAUUCUAAAUACCACUUUUACUUGGAGAGUACCGCUGGGGUCAUGUCAAGAUCAUAGAUAGAAAUAGAAGGUUUGAAAAUAGGGACACAAAAGAGACACCAGUUUUUCAUAGACUUGCCACCUUUCUCAUUCUAAGCUUAAGGUGGGUUUUGUCUUCUCUGCAAAGGGCUAUCUGCAGGAGUUUCUCGUUAGUGUCCAACUUGGCAAGCUCGUUAGUGUCCAACUUGAACGGUGCCUGCGCAGCAGUGACCCUCACGUGAUACUGAACAUCUCUGCAUUCCUGAUCAGGCUAUUACGAAAGUGCUAGACGAUCACAGCCGUGAUGUGACAGUUGGUCUGUUGGCAGGCUGGCUAGUCUGUGCCACCUAAUCAGCAUUCAUGCUCUAUACUGUGCUACAAAUGUUAAAAUUACAGCUGACUAAGGCCCUGGGAGAAUCUAAAUAGCCAGUAAAAUAGAAAAAGCUAAUUAAAUUGCAAUAUGUUGUUUACAUUUUGUGCUAAAUACAUUGUAGCUUAGGACAAUUAGAACAUGAUUUACUUUAGUGUUUUCAGAUUUUCUCCCAGGUUGUUUUCAGAGAUUCGCCCUAAAUAUUUUCUUCAUGAAACAGCUCUCAACUUAUAAUUAAAGCUCCCAGUGGAGCAUCUCUAGAGGCUGCUGUUGAGAAGGCUGGAGAAAGGAAGCUUCCUCUGACCAGCGUAUGUUGUAAAAUAGCGUAACGCAUGUCUUCACACUGCACACUCAGUGACAUGAGCAUUUGAUGGUAGAGUUUGAAAGUUAUCAAUAAAUGAGGAUCUUAAUACAGUAAUCAUAGAUGACUCAGGCCUUCAGGCAGAACCCGCGGCUUUUCUGCACAGGUAAGUUAAGGACACAUGUUAACAGUGAACACCAAAGCCACUUAGAGGUGUAAGGCAGGCUUCUGGCAGGUGUAGAUUCUCUGGGGAUGAGGCAACACUGGAGUGUCUGUGGACUCCCUUGACGAGGCUUGCCUGAUGACACAUCAUUUGAAACGUAAUUCAAAGCGAGAGCCUCUCCGAAAACUAACUGAUGUCAUUGUAAGAAAUGCUGCAGCUCACCUUAAAUACUUAGGUGCAUUUUAUUAGAUGCUUUGAAAGUUAGCUUCAGGAAGGUGAGAGGAGCAGGUGAGGAGAGUGGUUUGUGCAGUGGCCUCUGCUUUAUAAGCCUUUUUAUAUGUAGCAUUUCUAGCGAACUUGGCCCUAUUCAUUUCUUAACAGUAGAUGGUAAUGGUUAAUAUUUUGAGUUAAAAAAAGAAAGGUGUAAACACUGCUUUCCUUGUUCUAAAGAUGUUAUUUUCCCAUUUAAGGGAGGAAAAAAAGAACUUUAAAAAUAAAUGUUCAAAUGAAACUG